AUGUCAACUGUGGGAGCCUUUGCAUACUACGUGGAGUCCAUUGAAUCUCUGAGCCGAAUCAACGCCUACUUUCUGCAACAAAAGAUCGAUUUCAGCGAUAGAAAGGAUGUAUCAAGUUGGCUGACUCGAUUUAAGGAGCUUGACCUCCGGCUAGUCCAUUGGAAGAUGUUCCUACCACAACAGUGGAAGGAUUCCGGUAUAUCUCGCAAAGAAAUGCCUGGCGUGAUGGAUCCAAACAUGACACUGGCUCACACCACCCACAACACAUCGAUGAUCCUCCUCCAUCAACGUAUCGCGUAUCCAGAGGCCGAACUGCGUGGCAUCCGACUUCCGAGUGCGUAUAGUGCAGAGACUUGCCAGAACGCUGCGAUUGAGACCGCAGAUAUGGUCAAAAAGUACCUCCAAAGCUCACCGCCCGACGCCCUCGUCUCACCACAGAUGUCGUUUUGUUGCUUCGUCAGUGGCAAGGUUCUACUAGUGCACUGGAGAUACUAUGCCGUACUGGAAUACGUGGACGAAGCGGAUCAGACCGCAGAACAGCAUGCGGACGUCUUGGAAAGAAACGCCCCAGAAGUACGAUCAGACGCUUCGGAGAAAAUGGAUGAGAACACACUGCAGACUCAGGCCCACUCGACAUCGGGGGAUCCACCGUCUGUCGAGUCCGUUGGUGACGAGCUUUCUGCAAUAUCGAGAGCACUGAUGGACGAGGGCUUCACGGGAAUGGACCGAAUCAUGAGCUAUGACGACAUCAUUUUCAAUAUGAGACUCGAGGAUUUCAACGCAGGUUCUUCCGACGGGUGGAUUAUUCAAGGAGCCGAAGGGCUUGAGAGUAUCCAGCCAACUCUAGAUGAUUCUGCAGGAUCGACCUGGCACCCUAUUUGA
This is a messenger RNA of Colletotrichum karsti, 882 nucleotides long. Its product is annotated as fungal specific transcription factor. The record is from RefSeq and is a predicted model, not a curated record. Gene Ontology annotation, cellular component: nucleus. Bases 1 to 882 code for a protein of 293 amino acids. The transcript has 4 exons. Lineage: Eukaryota; Fungi; Ascomycota; Sordariomycetes; Glomerellales; Glomerellaceae.